Messenger RNA from Cylas formicarius (sweet potato weevil), 5465 nucleotides. RefSeq names its product neuroglobin-like. The transcript has 4 exons. Bases 456 to 1028 code for a protein of 190 amino acids. The record is from RefSeq and is a predicted model, not a curated record. Lineage: Eukaryota; Metazoa; Arthropoda; Insecta; Coleoptera; Brentidae. Gene Ontology annotation, molecular function: oxygen binding; heme binding.
CGACGCCGAAUCGAUAGCGUCGCGACGCCGAUCCAUCGCCGUAUCACUUUUGAGUAAAUUUGUGUUCGUGUGCGUGCUUAUGAUACUCCAGAAUGAGGGUCCGCCGGUGCGAUGCGGCAUUAUGAGUGGUUGUUAAAAGUCGGAGUGCGGACGGGAGGAAAAAGGACGGAUAGAAGCGAUGUGGGCUUUUAGGUCAAUAGAAUGUUUGUCCUGGUAGCUGACAGACGUAGUAUUUGCGAUUAGAUCCGUAGCGCUGAUCUUGAGGUUGAGAUUUGAGGUGAUGCCAGGACAAGCACAAGACAAGUGAUGCUGACUGACACAUAAAAAUUCUCAAAAUUUCCGGGUCAAACUUCUCGUUGCAGUGCUAACAACUAUUUAAGAAACUAUAAGCGAGGAUAGAGUUGGAUGUGCGUGUCUAUAUUGUGCCACUCGAUGACUCAGUAGCGUUGUUGAUCAUGGGAUGCGAGCUGGGAAAGCUGGCCAGCAGGGAGUCGCGGGAAAACUCGAACAAGAAGCUGGAAGAUGCUGCUCCAUCGCAGCAAGUCGAUGCGAGACUACCACUCACGGCUAAACAGAAAUACAAUAUGCUGGCUUCGUGGAAAGGUAUUAGCAGGGCCAUGGAAAGCACUGGCGUUUGCAUGUUUCUCAAAUUAUUUGAGGAUCAUGCCGAAUUGAUCAACUUGUUCGAGAAAUUCAAGCAGCUUAGAACCAAAGAAGAACAAGCCAACAGCUUGGAGCUGGCAGAGCAUGCGACGACUGUGAUGAACACUCUAGAUGAGGGAAUCAAAGGGCUCGAUAACCUAGAUGCAUUCUUUGAAUAUCUGCAUCAAGUGGGCGCCAGUCAUAGAAGGAUACCGGAAUUCAAGGUUGAAUACUUUUGGAAAAUCGAGAAGCCAUUCCUGGAAGCGGUGGAAACGACGCUGGGCGACAGGUACACCGAGAACGUCGAGAACAUCUACAAAAUAACGAUAAAGUUCAUCAUAGAGACCCUGAUAAAAGGUUACAACAAUGCCAACGCGACCACGUGAAGACUAAACCGAAUAGACUGAACGAAUUUCACUUUGUUAUUGAGAUGUUUCGACCCCCAUUCCGAAACUUCCUCUUCGGAAUCGUUCCGCUAAUUUUCUCCCAUCUAAUGUGGAAAUUUUAUAUAGUUUUUCGUGGGUAGGGACUCCGGGAUGGCGUUUAGAGGAAUGGGGGCAACGCCUACCGAUUGGAUUGUGUUUCGGUUGAUAGGUAUAGAUGCUGCGAAAUGUGAAUUCGUUUUGGUUCUAGCGGGACUUUUACUCCCAUAUAGCUAUCGGAUGAUAUAGAGGCCUUCCUAUCUGUUGAAUGGAGCUUCUUCGUAAGUUACUGUAUUAUCGGCUUCUGUAUCUCUAGUAGCUAUAUGACUCACGGUGAUUGUCGGUUGACGAUGAAUCUUAAAAACCGUAAAACAUGUUAACCGUUGAACUACUUUAUGUACUUUGAAAUGUGGACGUGAGAUGAAUUGAAACGGUUAUUAUACAGGUUUCCCCAAAUUCGAUGGUCUAUUAUAGUCGGUACGAUUUGUGAUGGCAUAGUCGGCAAUAAAACACACUCAGAGAGGGAUUCGUGUGUUUUCUAUGUAAUAAUAUUCCUCAAUGAUAGACGAAUAUUUAAAUAGGUAAACUACAUGAAAAAAUUAUGACUAUUUGUUAAAUUAACUAUUGUCUAUGCAAUGAAAAGUAAAACAGUACCAGAAAUAUCGGAAAUUUUUAAAAAAAUAUAUAUCGUACAGCAUAAAACAUAAUUUUGCUACUACCAGAAAACGAACAUUCGUCUACAUUAAUAACAAAUGGUAGUACCGUUAUAUCAAGUGUAUUCACUUUUUCCCAGUUUUCUGUAUCUGUUACACAACCGAUCCAAUUUUCUUUGGUAACUGUAUGGAGAGCUUCCUCACAGUAUCAUCACGCCUUGCCUCACAAUGUUUUUAUUAAAAAAUACAUUGCACUGAGCUUACACCAGUUCGUUGGUAAUAAAUCCAUAAUUAAAGACUUCCAUUCUAGUUUUGUCAGCAGUUCUUCAAAAAUGUGUGCCUGGCCUCAUUUUUAUUAAAAAAUAUUUCUAAUAAAUAUCAAUUUAAAUAAUAAAUAUCAUCAUAUAAAAUAUUAUCAUAUAAAUCCAUUAGAAUAAGUAACUCCAUUUUUUAUUUCUUAAGAAGACAUUAGCAUUAUGUUUCAACAACACUGAUCUUAACUAAAUCACUUUGGUUUCACCUAUCUGCAUCUUUUUUUCAGUACUAUUUAAAUAAUAGGCAGCACUUCGUUAGAACUAAUAUCCGUGUAUCAGAUUUGGGCAACGUUACUAUGGGAGUGUCACAGGGUCACAGUUCUUGGACCCCUGUCGUAUCUCUUUGCUUUGAUUAAGGUUGUCGAAUUUUCUCAAAUAUGCUGUAACACAUAGCUGUUACACACAUUUAACUCCAUUAAUUAUGAAUACAUGGAAGCUAAUCUUUAUUUGCAUCAUAAAAAACACAAUCUGUUAGUUUGUAUUUACAAUGAAACAUCUGCAUCAUCAGAGUCAAAAUUUUAACUGCUACUACUAGAAAACGAUCCUUAGUCUGCAUUAAUAACAAGCGGUACCGUUACAUCAAGUGCAUUUUUCCCAGUUUUCUUUUAUUAUAUUUUCUGUAUAUUUUUUUAAUAUUUUAAUUAAAAAAUAUUUUACACUGAGCCCACACCAAUUCCAUGGCAAUAAACUUGAUAACAUUUUAGACCAAUCGAUUAAUAAUUUCUUUUUUUCUUGUCGAUGUAUUUGGUAAACUCACAUGGAUUUUGUCAUUCUUAGUAUACCUGCGGAAACAGGCAGGUGAGGCACUUCUACCUUGGCUUUAUGCGCGACUAUGCCAUCUCAAAUCGUAUCGACUAUAGAAGCGUGUAUAUGGAGAACAGAUAAAGAUAGCCCAUAGGAGACUCUCUUUCUCUAUAUCUAUUUCUAAAAUAUUAGGAAAUUGGGACUUCAAAAUAAUUUAAUUUCUAUAGUUUCAGAUACAAAUUUCAAAUUUUAUUUUUCAAGAGAAACAAAAUUUUUCAAUAUAUGCAAAACCUAAACUAAUUUAAAAGAAAAUUUCUGUAUUUUUGUAUUAUAACGAACAUCGGAUUUCACAGCACCCUGAAUCUGAAAUUGAGAAGAAAGAAGAUCGGAUGACUGGAGAAAUUUUGGAAUUUAUGGAUGAGCGUCGAAAAUUAAACAUAAAAACCAAACAGGAUACAGACGCAUCUGGGCGAUUCAGAGGGAGAAAUCAGAGAACUUGGGAUAGAAAAAUAAAGGAACUACGAGGGUAGAGUGAAAAGUUUCAUGGCCAAGAAAAACGAUGUCUUAAAAAAAAAUUAUGGUUAAUUUUUCAACGUAAUUUUCAUCGACACUGAUACAUUGCUCAUAACUGUGUUCUAAUGUAAUGUAAACGUUGCAAUUACUCUGCUUAGUUUUGACCGGCCAUAGUCUUACCCUUUUCAAGGUAAUCAAUCAUUCUAUAUAAUUCCUCUCGCAUCUCAAAAAACAGUAGCCAUAACCUUGUUUGCCGAUAAAAUUGUUUUGGUCUUCUUUGGAGUUGACUGUUGAUUUGGUUGAAACUGUACAUACAAGCUCGGUAGAAAUGGUACUGUAGGAUGUCGUUCCAAAAGUGGACCUAGUAGCGCCACCUCUUGGUUAGGCUGGAAACUUUUCACCCCACCUUCGUAUCUGGAGCAAAUAAGCAAGCGCCAUGUCAACAAUAACCGUAAACCAGAAAAAGACGCCUCGGAAGAAGUAGUCAUAUGGAGAAAUCACAUUCGAAACCUCAAGACCAACGAGAUAAUAUUUAUCCGUUAUAAGUUAUUAAAAUCCUUGGUAAUUAGACCUUUUACUGAAAUUACUAAACCGAAUCUGGAGAGAAGACGGUUGUCCCAAACAUAAACAAAAUUAUUCCCAGCAGGUUCCCCAGUUGACCUAUUAUUUUUAGACCUUCUUCGUGAGCAACUUUCGUUAUAAUUUUUGGUUGCAAGAUAAAUUUGCCUCAGCCAGUCUUCAUAGCUUUUAAGUCCAGAUACUUCAUUUUUUUGUAAUUUUCAAAGUCUAUCUUGAUCGAUUCUCCAUAUACUUCUAAUGAACCACCGAGUUUGGACAAUGUCCACCUUGGGAUUUCCAGCCGCAUUCCAGAAACAAACUUCUCACUAUUUCUGGAGUCUUCUUUUCCAACUACUUUUCGAUGCUUUCAUAUUGGAAAGAAACCAUCAAUCCGAAAUCAAUACGGUCAAUUUGUACGUGUCAAUUGCUAGGAGGGCAAAAACGAGCAAAUGAAUGUGUAAAAUAUUAUUAUACGUGGCUUUGUAAUAUCUUUUGAAAAUACAAUGUAAUAUUGUUUGCAUUGAUCUCAGCACACCGCGCGCACACUGAAUUGCAUAACACAAAUUUCCCCCAACCGAACGUUAGUAUUCGUUUUCCUUCAUUUCUGUUGGGAAUGAAGGUUUGCAAAAUUGUAUAGACAGAUUCAAAAUACUGCAACAUUCAAAAUGCAUACAUACACCGUACAGAUUAAUAAUGACUUGUCUCUUCAGACAAAACAUGUUAUGAAUGUUAUGUUAUAUCUGUUUGAGAUAUGAUUUGGCUUCUUAGAAUAUAACGCCAGACAAAAUGUGCCAAAGGUAUAAAAGUCUCGUUCUGACGCUGUCUCUUAUACAGGGUGUUUUAUAAUUGAAUAUUAAUAAAUUAUUUUUUCCAAAAAAAUUUUUUUUAAUAUCUGUAAUACUAUUUUAGAUAUUUUAAUGAAAUCAGGGGGCAUUAUUAUUUAGUGUACCACAAGUUUUUUAAAAUACACCAGUGGCGGUGUACCAUUUUGCCAGACACUGAUGAUGCACCACUGAUUUUCCUUAAAAUAAAAAUUAUUCUAAAGUGGUAUUGCAAAUAUUUAAAAAAAUAUGAUAUAUAUUUGUAAACUUUAGGGCAUAUGUUCAUAUGAAGUUUUCUUUUUUAAAUCGCCUCCUUAGUUAUCGACAUUCAAUUAGAAAACACCCUGCAUAGAAAAUCCUUGGCAGUUUGAUAUUUUGGAUAAACUUGCAACGAAAGUAUUACAUUAUUAAUCACAAUUUAGUUUGAAUAUAUUUUAUCGUGAUUUCGAACUAAUUUAGUUACUUACCCACACAGCACUUUUUCAAUCUAUCUUAAGUAAAAAACAUAAAAUAAAAUAUAGUUGUUUGAUAAUGGCCAAAGAAAUAUUUAUUUCAAAUUUUGAAAUUAUUUAUACUGAUAUCGUUAUAAAUGUUUAUUCAAAUAAAUAUCUUCACCCUUCUUUUAGUGGAUGUCCAACCAAUAAAUGAAUAAAAUAAACAGGUUUUUUCAAAUCUCACAAAUAUUACUUAAGUGAAAUACUCGUUUAUCGGCUUUAAAAGAUUGCUUGUAUGUUUUAAAAUUUUAUUUAUUUAGCCAAGCUUCAGUCGAGCUGAGUUUAAAACAAAAAAAAUAUAUUA